UGCAGCGCAGCGGUGAAGGCGGGUUAUCCGUGCAUGGCAGGGGCAAACGGACAUUAUUGCAUUAGGUAGCUAAUAAACAACGAGGAACUUGUGAGCCAGUCAGUCCGGGACAGUACCAUUGUUGUCUCUGUCAAAGCUGUGUCCCGACCGUCUAGUCAACCAGACAUGGCACCUUUCGGUCUGAUGUUUUCUGGGGUUUGCCUUUUGAAAAAGUCAUUCAGUCUCUUCUCCCACGCAUCCAGUCUUACAAGGCCUCCUGUUUGGACGGGGGCUGGUGCCUGCUGGACUGUAAAUUCAUCAAGGUUCGUCAAUGUGAUCCCAGCGGUAAAGAGUUUGACCACCAUUGCAGGCGCUCCCCCUAAGAGGCCCCUGAACGGAUACAUGAGAUUUGUGAAACAGCAACAACCUCUCGUUGUCAGGGAGUAUCCAGAUGUCAAAGCUGUCGAUGUGAUAAGGAGGAUUGCACAGCAGUGGAGAACUCUGACAGCAGACCAGAAACAGCCUUUUCAACAGGCGUCAGUGGUUGCCAGGGAACAGUUUAAGGUGGACAUGCAGAGGUACCAGUCCCAGCUCACACCUGCAGAGGCUGCUGCUCUGAAACAGGAGAGGAGACUGAGGCUGGCCAAGAGGAAAGCCAUCAGGAGGAAGAGGGAGUUGAACAGUCUUGGCAAACCCAAACGGCCCCGGUCGUCCUUUAACAUCUUCAUGGCAGAACACUUUGAGGAGUCCAGGGGGACGACCACACAGGGCAAGAUGAAGAUGCUGCGGGAGGACUGGACCAAACUGUCAACCUCACAGAAACAAGUCUACAUGCAGCUGGCGGAGGAUGAUAAAGUGCGCUAUAAGAAUGAGAUGAAGUCCUGGGAGGAACACAUGAUGGAUAUUGGACGGGAGGACCUGAUCAGACGGAAAGAGACCCACAAGAACAAAACCGCUACUAAAAGAGGCAAACAGAAAUCCAAAGUGAAAGUGGUGAAAACUAAAUCUGCAGGAGCUACGACAGUGAGGAGUGGGAAAAAGGCCUGAGUUGUUCUGGAGAGGAAGGGCGAUGAAGGACCCUGUUCAAAGAUGGAGUGGGACUGAAUGAUCUGAGGGGUGCGCUCUCUUCUCUCCUUGGGCCUCUCCUCCCUCACUCUUCUGUCCUUCUUUGGUGCAACAUGGGCCUCUUCCUUUAACCUGGGGGAAGGAGUUCAAUGUUAACAUGUAUUCUUCUAAACUGGAUCCUUGGUAGUCUAAUGGAAUGUGUCUUCAAGCAAUACAGUCGACACUCACUCAUCUUUACUCUUCCUCAGAGAAUGGACAUUGGGUACGAAGGUUUUCUGUAAUAAAAAUAUAAAUGUAUUAAUUUCUA
This is a messenger RNA of Oncorhynchus nerka (sockeye salmon), 1351 nucleotides long. It is a transcript of the gene tfam, whose product is annotated as transcription factor A, mitochondrial. Gene Ontology annotation, biological process: regulation of transcription by RNA polymerase II; transcription initiation at mitochondrial promoter. The record is from RefSeq and is a predicted model, not a curated record. Gene Ontology annotation, molecular function: transcription cis-regulatory region binding; DNA binding, bending. Lineage: Eukaryota; Metazoa; Chordata; Actinopteri; Salmoniformes; Salmonidae. The transcript has 9 exons. Bases 166 to 1026 code for a protein of 286 amino acids.